This is a messenger RNA of Guillardia theta CCMP2712, 2376 nucleotides long. RefSeq lists its product as hypothetical. NCBI's taxonomy places the organism in Eukaryota, Cryptophyceae, Pyrenomonadales, Geminigeraceae. Bases 1 to 2376 code for a protein of 791 amino acids. Gene Ontology annotation, molecular function: protein binding. Gene Ontology annotation, biological process: outer dynein arm assembly. The transcript has 16 exons. Gene Ontology annotation, cellular component: cytoplasm. The record is from RefSeq and is a predicted model, not a curated record.
AUGAGCAGGUCAAUAUCAGCAGUACCAAGUUAUUCGUCCUUCAAUACCUCGCGGAAGCAAGCAUCCGCAGCAGCAGGGUCCUCACCCACAAAGAGCAGGAGGAGAGGGAAAGUUGAAAGACAGACUCUCAAGCUGUCGCAAGUCCUCAGGCAGGUACCGAGCUCUGUCGAGCCCAACAAGAUCAGUGUUGUGGAGAAGAAUAUAACAGAAGUCGAUCCCAUCCCUGACAAGUUCCUUGAUGUGGACAUCCUCUAUCUCAGCAACAACAGCAUCAACAGCUUGACAGGAUUCCGACAGUUUCGAAGGCUGAGAGUGCUGUCCGUUGCAUGUAACUGCAUCGAGUCGUUCUCAGAGCUGCAGGUCUUACAGGACAUUCCUCAGCUACAGUAUGAUGAGGAGAAUGAAGUUGUCGAUGCUGAUGAUGGAGUCGAGAUUGAACUAGAGGACGACGAGCUUGUGUGUUUGACAGGAGGCAUGACAGAGUUGCAGGUGCUCAACCUGGACGGGAACCCCAUUACUGUGUGGCCGUUCUAUCGGCUACAUGUUAUCAAAAACCUCCCGAAGCUCAAGUUGCUGGACAACAAAGAAGUCAAACCGUCGGAGAGAAACGUGCUCGACGUAGCGUUGAAGGAAGAGGCGGAAACGUUGAAGAUCAUGUUCAGCAACCACUUUCUGCAGAAGAAACUGGACGCUGUGAUUCAGAGGAUGCAGCUGCAUGCUGAGAUGAUGCAAGUCUUCUACGGCCGAGUGACGGCCUUAAAUCGUGCUGAGAUGCCUGACAUUAGAGCCAUCGACACCCGCAAGUCGAUCGAGAUGUGGGAUUUUGAGAGCUCCAUCGGCUCGAAGGAGCGCGACAGGGUGCUGGCGCACUUGAAAAUGCAAGUCCGGGCAGCGAAGAUCGACAACAGCAACAAAGACGUUGAUGUGUCUGCCUCCAUGUCGAUCCUUGAGAAAGAGAUGCAGCCAUCGAAGCCAAGGAAGCUUGCUCCUGAUCACGAGCAAUGGGAGAUGGCGUAUAAAGAGGUCCUCAUGGCCCAGCAGUCGAGCGUCAGCCGCAUGCUGGCGCGCGUGCAGGAGGUGAAGCUGGAGGCCGAAGACAAGAUGCGUGCUCUAGCCAACCAGGCCAACGUCAUCAUCAACCUCCGGCUGGAGCAGGAGGAGAGGGAGAGGAGGGCGCUGCAAGACAGGGAAUCGAUUAUCCGAGAGCUGAGGGCGCAAGUGUCAGCCAUGGCCUCGCACGGCAUGAGCAUCUCCACCAUCUCCCCCGUGCAGGGACGAGGAGGGCAGAGCAUGCGCGUCGCUUCCAAGCACGGCAUGAGCCCCGACAGGCUGCAGGAGAAGUCGCCGUCGUUUCUCCCUGGGCAGGACAAUUUCUCCUCGACACGGCGUGGGAGGAGGGAGGGAGAGGGAGCAAAGAAAGGGCUGUCGUUCGGAGGAGCAGAUCUGAGCUUCAGUGAGAAGGGUGGAGCAGGAGCAGGAGCAGGAGCAGGAGCUGGAGCUGGAGCUGGAGCUGGAGCAGGCAUUUCUUCUUCACUGGAGCACAAGUACAUUGUGCAGCAUGCUCAGGCCUCUGAUGAUGGGGACGAUGCUCUUCCGGAGGAAGAAAAUCUUCUGGAGCAGAAUUUGAAGCUAAAGGAGAGGGUAGAUGAAGUGAUGGCACAGAACAACGCCAACGUUGAGGAGGCGGAGAAGAGCAUCAAGAAGCUCCAGGAGGAUCUAGAGCGCAGCAAGACCGCCUCCAAGAAAUCUGCCCAGCAGCUCGAGGAGGAGCUGAGAACUGCCCGGGAGCAGCUGGAGAGGACCAGGAAGGAGCUGGAGAGCAGGGAGGAGGAGGAGAAGAGGAAGAUGAAGGAGGAGCUGGAUUUUCGACUUCAGGAGGAGCGAGAGAAGGUAGAGAAGAGCGCUCUAGAGUCUAGGAAGCCGCUGGAGGCUAAAGUGAAUGCGCUGCAAGCGAUGGUGGACGCUCUUUCGGCAUCAGAGGGCAGUGCGGAGCUGAUCUACCGGGAGCAACUGAAGGAGCUCAGCGAGAGGAAGGGAGAGCUGGAAGCGUCUUUGAGCAUAGCAAGGAACGACUUCAAGAAGCUGUCCAACGAGGCGGCAUUCGUAUCCUCCAAGGCAGAAGACUACCUGGCUCAGCUAAACAGGAUGAAGGCGACGGAGGAGAAGAUGGAGCGAGCAGUCGAUCUCUAUGAGCUGCUCGUCAUGCGAAGGAUGCUGCUGCGCUUCCGUCGGGCAGCUGCCAGCACCAGCAGAAGGAGGAGGGCGGAGGCAGCGGCAGUGCGCGCGGGAGAUCGGGGGGUGAAGAGGAGGGGCAUGCGAUGGCUGAAGAUUGCCUGCAAAGUGUCGAGGUUUGCGAGGAGGAUCGACGGUGAGUAG